This is a messenger RNA of Gloeophyllum trabeum ATCC 11539, 1684 nucleotides long. RefSeq lists its product as uncharacterized. NCBI's taxonomy places the organism in Eukaryota, Fungi, Basidiomycota, Agaricomycetes, Gloeophyllales, Gloeophyllaceae. Bases 67 to 1266 code for a protein of 399 amino acids. The record is from RefSeq and is a predicted model, not a curated record. The transcript has 3 exons.
UGCCCCCUCACCUCUCCUCCUGGUCCUCACCCCCACUUCCAUCCCUUACGACCACUACAAGUCGCCAUGCACGCCACCCACACUCUUUUCGCCGUCGUCGCGCUCCUCUGCGCGCUCUCCACCACCACCGCCGAUUCUGGUAAUCAUGGCAUACACGCCCGGUCCCGAGUGCACCGCAGGAUGGGGCGCGAGAUGCAGAGGCGAGAUGUCGCCUCUCCCGCGCUGAUAGACUCUCCCAAACGGAUCAUCAAGCGCAAGUCCUGUGCUCCCCGUGCUGUCAAUGACACCGAGACGCCUGCGUCUGCUAUUAUUAGCGCGAGCGCGAGCUCGACCUCUGCGAGGGAGGCUGCGACGUCCAAGGCUGUCUCGAAUACGCUGAGCUCCUCGACGUCCGGCAAGAGCAACUCAACUGCGUCCUCGGGAUCCGGGUGCUCUCUCGACCUGCUGUUCCCCGCGGGCCAGGGCAGCAAGUCCUGGACCACCUGCUCCGCGUCCGACAGCGCCAUCUCCCUGUCGGACGCGACGCUGAAGCCCAAGAACCUCAUCGCGGCGCUGUCGCACAACUAUGUCGCCGCCCCGGACACUGAUUCUGGCACGGCGAUGCAGGCGCACUACCCCAAGGGCUCGUACAUCCCGUCCAAGAACCCGCGGGGCGGCCUGUCGUUCUACGCAUCCGGGCCGAGCGACGUCGACCUGACCACGGCGAAGGAGGCGACGCUCAGCUACCGCGUGUACUUCCCCGACGGCUUCGAGUUCGUCAAGGGCGGAAAGCUCCCCGGGCUCUACGGCGGGAACAGCGCGAGCGGCGCGAUCUCGUGCUCGGGCGGGAGCCGCAGCGACGAGUGCAUGUCCGCGCGCUUCAUGUGGCGCACGGGCGGCGCGGGCGAGAUGUACACGUACCUCCCGCCGUCGUUCAAGGCGAACGACGCCGUGUGCGGCGUUGCCCCGAAGAGCGAGUGCAACCCCACGUACGGCGCGUCCGUUGCGCGCGGGUCGUUCACGUUUGCCACGGGCGCGUGGACGACGAUUGGCGAGCGCGUGAGGCUGAACGAUGCUGGGCAGGAGAAUGGGGAACUCGAGUUGUUUGCGAAUGGGGAGAGUAUGUUUAAGGUCGGGGGCCUCGUCCUGAGGAAUUCGGACGCAGGACGGUUGAGGGGGAUUAUGAUGCAGACGUUCUUUGGAGGAUCUACGCCGGAUUGGGCGUCCCCGAAGGACCAGGAUGUCUACUUUGCGGAUUUCUCCGUCGCCAUCACCGAGGAGCUCUAAAGCCUCGGUUUCCCGCCCUGCCCCCUUCCUUGCCACGAUUCUCAUUGACGACGACCCGUUCACUCAUUAAGGCGACUAACUACAGGGACCACGGAUCAAGAUAGUGACCAAUCACCCAACACUGACCGACGCAAUGCAAGCAAGUCUCAUAUCCGCAUUCUUCCUCCCAUACCACACCACAUUUAUAUCUUCAUGAACAGCCAGAUUUGCUUCGUUGCUUUCAUUCUUUACUCACCUCGCUCUCUGUUUAUCGUUCACGCCGGUCAUGACAUGAUAUGCUAUCAUAUAUACUUGCGCUCAGCGUGGGUGUAAUGAGCGUGCUAGGGCGCCGUAUUGUAUAUGUCGGGUACAUAUUGCUUUGUGUGUGUUGCGGAGACUGGGGGCUCUUGCAAUGCAUAGUUUGGAUUUGGAGUGGCGG